Penicillium crustosum is the source of this 933-nucleotide messenger RNA. Its product is annotated as S-adenosylmethionine-dependent methyltransferase. The record is from RefSeq and is a predicted model, not a curated record. Bases 1 to 933 code for a protein of 310 amino acids. NCBI's taxonomy places the organism in Eukaryota, Fungi, Ascomycota, Eurotiomycetes, Eurotiales, Aspergillaceae. The transcript is spliced from 3 exons.
AUGGACCAAAUCAUCCACCUACUCGCCAAUGGCGAAGAGGUUAUCGACGUGGAUGAGGAAUCAUUUCUUCUCUUCGCACAAGACAUCCAAAGCAACAACCUAGGGAUGCUCAAUCCCCGAGCACCAUCAGUAGAGAUCACUAUCAAUGACAAUGAAUACACAAUUCAUCAAUCACCAUCAUUACUCUCCUCUCAUCGGGCAGGAGGUACUACAGGCGCCGAAUGGAUAACGAAUCCCUCAAACCCACUUUGGACAACUUCCCUCCUGAGCCAGACCUCAACAGUGGCCGAACUCGGGACCGGGAUCUCAGCGCUAGUCGCUCUCGUCCUGGCACCAUCCGUGCGCCAUUACAUUGCCACAGACCAGGAAUACGUGCGCAAAUUGUUCCGGACGAACCUUGACGCCAAUGCGUCCGUUGGCGUCUCUUCCAGCAACAGCAAAGCAAAAGGCAAGAGCAAGGGAUCCAAAUCAUCCAAAUCAAAGUCAAACUCAACCGCCAAACCUGCUGAUAAUAUCUCCUUCACAACCCUGGACUGGGAGACUGACCAAGCCGCGUCACUGAAGGAAUGUAUGGAUUCCGACGAUGCCCAUGCCCAAGAUGAGGGAGAAGAGGAAGAUAAAGGCUUCGACCUCCUCCUUUCCUGUGACUGCAUCUACAACGAAGCACUUGUUGCACCGUUCGUGCGCACCUGCGCCGAGAUCUGUCGACUCCGGCCGGCAUAUGUGGCCGGGUCUGAAGAACCUCUCCCGCACCGUAAACCGACGGUUUGCAUUAUCGCGCAACAGCAGAGGUCGCCGGACGUGUUUGAGACUUGGCUUAGGGAGACGAUGCGGGAGUUUCGGGUUUGGAGGUUGAGUGAUGAUGCACUCGGGGAGGGACUAAAGAGUGGCUCUGGAUAUUUGGUGCAUUUGUUAUUGGCGAGGGAUAAAUAG